Molecule: messenger RNA, 1693 nt
Organism: Rubroshorea leprosula
Lineage: Eukaryota; Viridiplantae; Streptophyta; Magnoliopsida; Malvales; Dipterocarpaceae
Source: the annotation of a GenBank genome assembly
CCCAACAAGUGGUAUCAGAGCUAUUGGUAAAGCUCCUAGUGUUGUGGCAAAAUGCAAAUUGAAGCCAUGAAGUAUUCAAUUGAGUUGUUUGAUGGCAAAAAUGACUUUGCUCUAUGGCAAAGCACUGUGAAAGAUGUCCUUACUUGUCAAGGACUUGAUGCAACUUUAGAAGAGACCAAGCCAGCUCAGGUGAGGGACAGUGAUUGGAGUACUAUCCAAAAGAAGGUAGCAAGUCAAAUUCGGCUGGUGCUCGCAUCGGAGGUAAAAUACAACGUCCUUUCAGAGACUACUCCAAUAGGCAUGUGGAGAAAGCUUGAAGAGAUAUAUGCUUCAAAAUAUUUAACCAAUCGAUUGUGUUUAAAGAUGGAGCUAUAUCAAUUGAAGAUGGCAGAAGGCACUAAGAUUCACAGGCACUUAUCUGAUUUCAACAUGAUGGUGACACAAGCAGUGAAUGCCGGGAAUGUUCUAGAAGAAGAGGAAAAUGCUUUGCUUUUAGUUGCAUCCUUGCCAAAGUCUUACAAGUCCCUAGUGCAGAGCAUGCUAGGUGGUAAGACUACCUUGGUGAUGAAAGAUCACUCUCGGGGAAGAUCCAAUGGACGUGGAGGUGGAGGAAAUCGAGAAAGGUCGAAAUCUAGACCUAAGAAGGAUUAUGGUGAAGUGCAGUGUUUUUAUUGUGGUGAAUUGGGUCACAAACAAUAUAAAUGCUCAAAGUUUAAGGAGGACUUUUCUAAUAUGAAAAUAUUGAUGAAAAGUCAAGAAACCAAGGGUAAGGGGGAGGCUAAUAUUGUUGAAGAAAAUGUGAUUGAAGUAUUAGCUUGUGAAGAGUGUGAUCCUAAGGUGGAGCAAAACAAUCAACGGUGGAUUUUGGACUCUGCUGCAACCAUGCAUGUGUGCAAUAAUCCUUCUAAAUUUGUGAGUUUGGUUCGAGGGGAGCUUGGCAAAAUAACAGUGGCUACCGGUGAGAAGGUGAAUAUUGAAGGCAUAGGAGAUGUUCAUCUCAAUGUUCACAAUGGGAAAGCCAAGAUUCUCAAGAAUGUAAGAUAUGUGCCCAAGUGUUCAAGCAAUAUUAUUGCUUUGAGUGAGUUAACAACACGAGGGUGCAAGUAUGUCGGAAAGCGAGAAUGGUGCAAGGUCUACAAAGGUGGGAGACUUGUUUUGCGUGGAAGGAAGAACAAGCACAACAUCUAUGUGCUUGAGCAACAUCCCGAGCGAAGGCUUAACAAGAUCAUAAGGAAGAUGGUUUGGAAGCCUAAAGGGAUCUUGGUAGAUGGCAAGGAAAUUAAUAAGACUAAGAAGAAAGUGAGCUUCAAUAAUGAAGUGGUGUUUGAUGAUGGUUCGAGGAGAUUGCAUGUUGACCCAUUUAAUGGGCAAAGAAAAUCUUGGCCGAGUGGUAAUGAGGCAAAGAAAAAUGGUGCAUGGGUAAUUGGAUUUUUCACUAUAAAUACCCAUGCAUGCAAAGGCAAUGGGCAAGCAAGAGUAGGAGAAAGCAAGAGUAGGAGAAAGCAAGAGAAAUUGAGGGAGAGCUCUUGUGAGAGAAAAGAAAGAGAGAAAUUAUGAGAAAUCCUUGUGUAAAUUAAGAGAGAGUAUUAGGGAGAAUUUGGGAGCUUCUUAAGUGAGAGAAUUUCCAAAUUAUUGUACUAUUUUUCUUAAUAGUGGAUUUAUUUCUUUUUUUCCCGUGGACGUAGACUUGUUG